Oenanthe melanoleuca is the source of this 6884-nucleotide messenger RNA. RefSeq names its product solute carrier family 4 member 10 (gene SLC4A10). Gene Ontology annotation, biological process: monoatomic anion transport; bicarbonate transport; regulation of intracellular pH. The transcript is spliced from 25 exons. The record is from RefSeq and is a predicted model, not a curated record. The coding region runs from base 218 to 3571 and encodes 1117 amino acids. Gene Ontology annotation, molecular function: solute:inorganic anion antiporter activity; monoatomic anion transmembrane transporter activity; sodium:bicarbonate symporter activity. Gene Ontology annotation, cellular component: basolateral plasma membrane; plasma membrane. Lineage: Eukaryota; Metazoa; Chordata; Aves; Passeriformes; Muscicapidae.
AGAUGGCAUUAGCAGCAUCAGUGAUAUAGCUGUGUCAGCCUCCUCGACUGCUGGAUGUCUGUAAUCGCACCGAGGAAACUGUAUUUAAGAUCUGAUAUCUUGAGGGUAAUGACUCCAGCACUUACUGAUGGACAGAAUGGCUGUUAAUGCUUUCUUCACUAGCCCAGAAGAUUUUGAAAGAUAGAUAGGUCUGUGAUAUAUUUUGAUAAGACAGGAAAUGCAAUUUUUGGGGGUCUCUGGAAAUAGAAAGGUCAUGCAGCUUGGAACCGGUGAGACAUUACAGUCCCUAAGUCAUCAGAGAAAUGAUGAAGAGGCUGUUGUGGAUAGAGGUGGAACUCGCUCCAUUCUCAAAACACAUUUUGAAAAGGAAGAUCUAGAAGGCCACCGAACGUUGUUCAUCGGGGUUCACGUGCCACUGGGUGGAAGAAAAAGUCACCGACGCCAUCGACACCGCGGGCACAAGCACAGAAAGAGAGACAGAGAGCGAGACUCGGGAUUAGAAGAUGGGAGAGAAUCUCCUCCUUUUGAUACUCCAUCACAAAGGGUGCAGUUUAUUCUUGGAACAGAAGAUGAUGAUGAAGAACACAUUCCUCAUGAUCUCUUUACUGAGCUUGAUGAAAUCUGUUGGCGUGAAGGAGAGGAUGCAGAGUGGAGGGAGACAGCAAGGUGGUUGAAGUUUGAAGAAGAUGUAGAGGAUGGUGGAGAGAGGUGGAGCAAACCCUAUGUUGCCACACUGUCACUUCAUAGCUUGUUUGAGCUGAGGAGCUGCAUCCUGAAUGGCACAGUUCUUUUGGACAUGAGAGCUAACUCCAUAGAAGAAAUUGCAGAUAUGAUUCUGGACCAGCAGGUGGGUUCUGGGCAGCUCAGUGAGGAUGUUCGUCACAGAGUGCACGAGGCAUUACUGAAACAGCAUCACCAUCAGAACCAGAAGAAGCUGAGCAACAGGAUCCCAAUUGUAAGAUCCUUUGCUGAUAUUGGAAAGAAGCAGUCUGAGCCCCAUUCCAUGGAUAAAAAUGCAGGUCAGGUUGUUUCCCCACAGGCUACUCCAGCCUGUAUUGAAAACAAAAAUGAUGUGAGCAGAGAAAACAGCACUGUUGACUUUAGCAAGGUUGACCUACACUUCAUGAAAAAGAUACCACCUGGAGCUGAAGCAUCAAACAUCUUAGUUGGUGAACUCGAGUUCCUGGACCGUGCCGUUGUGGCUUUUGUGAGGUUGUCUCCUGCAGUGCUGCUCACAGGGCUGGCUGAAGUUCCAAUUCCAACCAGAUUUUUAUUUAUUCUUCUUGGACCACUGGGUAAAGGCCAACAAUACCAUGAGAUUGGAAGAUCAAUUGCAACACUAAUGACAGAUGAGGUAUUCCAUGAUGUUGCUUACAAAGCAAAAGACCGCAAUGACUUGGUGUCUGGAAUUGAUGAGUUUCUUGAUCAGGUUACUGUUCUUCCUCCUGGAGAGUGGGACCCAACAAUUCGAAUAGAACCACCUAAGAAUGUCCCCUCUCAGGAGAAGCGUAAGAUCCCAGGAGUGCCAAAUGGAACUGCAGCCCACGGGGAAGCAGAACAUCCUGGGGGACACUCUGGACCAGAACUGCAACGCACUGGAAAAUUCUUUGGAGGAUUAAUUUUAGAUAUCAAAAGAAAAGCUCCCUUCUUCUGGAGUGACUUCAGGGAUGCUCUCAGUCUGCAGUGUCUGGCAUCAUUUUUGUUUCUCUACUGUGCUUGCAUGUCUCCUGUCAUCACGUUUGGUGGUCUGCUGGGAGAAGCAACUGAAGGUCGUAUAAGUGCAAUAGAAUCGCUGUUUGGAGCAUCCAUGACUGGAAUUGCCUACUCUCUUUUUGGUGGACAGCCUCUCACUAUACUUGGCAGCACGGGACCAGUUUUAGUGUUUGAGAAGAUCUUAUUCAAAUUUUGCAAAGAGUAUGGGUUGUCAUACCUUUCUCUGAGAGCCAGCAUUGGGCUGUGGACUGCAAUCCUGUGCAUCAUCCUUGUUGCCACUGAUGCAAGCUCCCUAGUCUGCUACAUUACCCGCUUUACUGAAGAAGCCUUUGCUUCUCUUAUCUGCAUCAUUUUCAUUUAUGAGGCCUUAGAGAAGCUGUUUCAUCUCAGUGAGACGUAUCCAAUCAACAUGCAUAAUAAUUUGGAGCUGCUGACAAAGUACUCAUGCAAUUGUGUGGAACCAGAACAUCCUAGCAAUAAAACCUUACAACACUGGCAGGACUACAAUAUAUCUGCUUCUGAUGUGCCAUGGGGGAACCUAACUGUGUCAGAAUGUAAGAAGUUUCAUGGUGAGUUUGUUGGACGAGCCUGUGGUCACCAUGGCCCUUAUGUUCCAGAUGUUCUCUUCUGGUCUGUCAUCUUGUUCUUUUCUACAGUGACACUCUCAUCCACACUGAAGCAGUUCAAAACCAGCCGAUACUUCCCAACAAAGGUACGCUCUGUUGUCAGCGAUUUUGCUGUCUUUCUCACUAUUUUGUCCAUGGUUUUAAUUGACUAUGCCAUUGGAAUUCCAUCACCAAAACUUCAGGUUCCAAAUGCUUUUAAGCCCACCAGAGAUGAUCGUGGCUGGUUUAUUACUCCUUUGGGGCCUAAUCCUUGGUGGACAGUGAUAGCUGCUGUAAUUCCAGCCCUGCUUUGUACUAUCCUUAUCUUUAUGGACCAGCAGAUCACAGCUGUCAUUAUCAAUAGAAAAGAACACAAACUAAAGAAAGGAUGUGGAUACCACCUCGACCUACUCAUGGUGGCAGUGAUGCUUGGUGUGUGCUCUAUUAUGGGAUUGCCGUGGUUUGUUGCAGCCACUGUCCUCUCUAUUUCCCACGUGAACAGCUUAAAACUGGAAUCAGAGUGCUCCGCUCCAGGGGAGCAGCCAAAAUUUCUUGGAAUCCGGGAGCAGAGAGUCACAGGGCUCAUGAUUUUUGUCCUUAUGGGCUCAUCUGUCUUUUUGACGAGUAUUCUAAAGUUUAUUCCUAUGCCAGUACUUUAUGGAGUGUUUCUUUACAUGGGUGCUUCAUCUCUAAAGGGAAUUCAGCUUUUUGACAGGAUAAAGUUAUUCUGGAUGCCUGCAAAGCACCAGCCAGAUUUUAUUUAUCUAAGGCAUGUUCCUCUUAGAAAAGUCCAUCUCUUCACUAUAAUUCAGCUGAGCUGUCUUGUGCUUCUCUGGAUUAUAAAGGUUUCAAGAGCUGCCAUUGUCUUUCCUAUGAUGGUCCUAGCUUUGGUAUUUGUCCGAAAACUCAUGGAUUUCUUUUUUACCAAGCGGGAGCUCAGUUGGUUAGAUGAUUUGAUGCCUGAGAGCAAGAAAAAGAAACUGGAAGAUGCUGAGAAAGAGGAAGAGCAAAGUAUGUUAGCAAUGGAAGAGGAAGGGACUGUUCAAUUACCACUAGAAGGACAUUACAGAGAUGACCCAUCUGUGAUAAACAUUUCUGAUGAAAUGGCAAAAACUGCUGUGUGGAAGACACUGUUGAUAUCCUCAGAGAAUGCAAAAGAUAAGGAGUCAAGCUUUCCUUCUAAAAGUGCUGAAAUCAGAAAAGAGAAGAAAGCUGACUCAGGGAAAGGUGUUGACCGGGAGACUUGUCUAUGACUUGCUCUUCAAGUAAUUUUUUUUACAAAAGAAUUAAAGGAGUGCCACAACCACUAAAUAUAAUGAUUUACCUUGUAACUUUUGUCUUUCAUCUCAAACUAGCACAGGUAAUGUAGUGCAAUACUUGUCUCAUUCCACCUUGUCUACCUUGUCUAGUAUCAAUGUAAAUGUCUGCAGUAGCCAAUGCAAAAAAAAUCUUUGUGUUUGUUGCUGAUCUUGGCCAUUUAUCAGUACUUGUAUCAGAAAUGUAAGAAGCAGAUUUUCUUUCAAAUUCAACUUUCCUGUUAAUAGGUUUGUACUGUAUUUUGCUACUUUUUCUGUGUGAGAAUAAUAACUUAAUAAUCUUGAUUCAAGAUGAACUUGAAAACCCUUGUUCUAAUUUUUUUUUUUAAAUCACCUAACUAGUAAAUUAUUUCAAGGAGACCCAAACUGACAAGCAAACAUUAAGAAGUUUAUAAAAUAACAACUGAUCUGACCCUGUGAAGAAACUAACAAGGAUAAUCCUUUCCUCCUUAAUCUGUCCUUUUGAAGUCAUGGAUUACUUCUGCAAUGUGAAUUGCAGGGUCAGAUUCUGUAUUUGUGAAGUUUUCCUUGAUUUAAUACAGUGUAUUUAAUAUUAAAAUUUGUAUGUAACUGGAACAUAGUCCUAUAUAUAUAUAAAUAUAUAUAUAUAUAAAAAAUUAUAUAUUAAAACAUUUUCUCACCUUCGCUAAAGAAAACCACCACAUCCUUUGAUGUGAAACAUGGGUACAGUAUUUCUUAAAAUGCCAUUUGUGAUUACAGUACCUUAUCUUGUAUCGUAUGAAUGUUGCCAUGGUAGGCCAAACAAAUGCAUUUUGUCAUUAAUCAAUCCAUUAUUUUAUAAUAGGGAAAAUUUUGUAGAUACAAACUAUACCCCACAUGCAGUUUUAUCACCUACCCAAUGAUCUUCCUCUUUAUUGCCUAAAAUUCAGCCACAUAAAGGGCGUAUUUAUAUUGUCUUCUCUCCACUAACAACUAUGAACCUCUUAGUUUCAGAGAUUGUGUAUAAUACUUAAAUGGGUAUCCUGCUGUUGUUUUGUUACAGCUCUUUAUUAUUCCAUCAAGUACAUAUUGAUUGAAAGAUAAAAACAACAUUGCAAACUAAAAUGUGGCUUUAGGGCUAUUACAUUUUUCGUAACGAAUUUUGUUACUGCCCUCAGAUACUUCAAGCUGCUCUUUUGUGUAAAAGACUGUGAGAAGAGAUAUUGAAUGAAUAGGGAGGUGGAGCUAAAGUUUUAUUGUGUUAUUUGGAAUUCACUGAUUUUUAAAUUUUUUAAGAUAAAUUUUUAAAUUAUUAAAAUGAAAGCUAACUCUCAGUAUUAUGCUGUAACUUUGAAUCCUACAAAUAAGAAUUGUAGUCUUGCAAUUUCCGUAAGAACUUGUCCAUAGGGCUGUAACAUUCCUCAGCUUUCCCAAAAACAUUAAUUUUCUAUACACCUUGUGAACAAGUUUUCCCAUUCAGUAUAUUUAAAGUAUUCCAAUGUUUUUGUGUAUGUGAGUGUGUAUGUUUUAAUACUUUAGCCAUAUAUAACUGCAUUUUGCUGCAAACUUAAUAGGGUCACUAUUCUAAAUUUACCUUAGCAUUAUAAAAGCCCAUUAAAAGCCAUUUUUAUGGAGAAAAAAAAAAUCUAAUGGACACAAAGAAGGAUUUACAUCUAAUUCAAUGUUUGUAUAUGUAAAUUUAGGAAAAAAAUGCUGAUGCAUUAAGGUUAAAUGCUUUGUUUUGUGUACUUGAUGAUAAAUUGUAAGAUUCCAAUUGUUUAAAGGUUAGUAUAGAAGCUCAAUACUGGUUUGUCCUGAAAGCAGCCUGAUGGUGUUUUAACAUGUUGCUGACUUUGUUACAGAUAAUGUAUACAAUCAAAAUGUAUUAGCUUCAUUUGACCAACUCUUAGAAUAUUAAGAAAUCAGUGUAUUCAAUGGCAUUCUGUAUUUCUGUUCAGUAUUUCAGAGUGGUUUUAUUUUAAAACACUCUGGUUUUGCGUGAAUUUAAGUGCUUUUCCAAUGUUAAUCUUAACAUUCUGAAAUCACACACAAUAUAAAGCAUAUGUAGUGCUAUAUUUACUUCUAAUUUCAUAUUCCUGGUCAAAAUUACUCAAUUUCUUGGAUGUAAUUUAUUACAGAAGUUUAUGUGUACAUGUGAAUAGACUAUUGUGUUUUUCACAAUUCAGAUAUGUUAUGUGAAAAUAAAUAUUUAUCCUAACUAAUUUUCAAUUUUAUUUUUAUACUGCAAAAACCCAGAAGAUGUUUGCACUAUCCUGUGGUAUUUGAAAUGUCUACCUGACCUGUAUGUGCUUCACAAAUUAAUGAGUAGUAGAGCCCAGCCCUUGAAAGGCUCCCCUUUUAAGUGGGAUCUCACUGAAACAUGCAAGGCUGUGAGUGUUGGCUCCCUGGGUGCAGCUGGAGGUGAUGUACCUGGUCUGACCUCAACAGUGAGUGUGAGCCUGGGGACAGCUCAGAGCUCACUGUUCCAGGAAGAGAAUGGCAAUGAAACUCCAAUUUACUGUUCAUGAGUUGGUCCCCCUUCCUCCUGAGAGAGAUAACAUGGAUCAAGCAGGAGUAGUUGGAUCUUUUUAGAGAUUAAUAGGUAAAGUUAUACAAUUUAAAAUGCUUCUCAGAACCCUAAAUUUCUGCUACUGAAAAGCUUUAAGGCCAUAAAUCACAGUACUAUAUAUUCAGGGAAGGGGAAGAUGUAUUGAGAGUACAGAAGAGUUCCCCAGUGAGAUGCUAGAAUCAAUUAAGGUAGGUUAGAUGCAAAGAAUUGCAUCUUAAUGAAAGACUUAGCCCAUAUAACUUCUAGUUUCACUUAUUUUUUAAAAUAUUUCUUUGAUUAUACUAAUUCUUGCACUUAUCUAAUGAGAGCCUGGUGAAAGUAGUUUUGUGGAUUACAGAAACAUUUUCUUUUGGUCUUUAUAACAGUGCUAGUGAUAACAUUAAAAUAAAUCUAACUAUUUACUCUUGCAAACACUAGCUAUAUCAUAAUGAUAAUAUAUAUACAUAUAUAUAUAUUUAUAACCUGCCUGUAUUGCUGGGAUCUACCUUAUACUGAUUCAGGUUUCUUUGCCUUGAGUCAAAAGAAUGAGAGAUGUUAUGAUACAGCCUCUGUAGAAUUUUUACAGUGGUGCCACAUUAGAGCCACUACUGACUUGAACCCAAGAUGGCAUUUGUAAAACUCAGUUCCAGUAUGUUUCAGAAAAAUCCCAACAAACAUAACAAUACCACCCAUCAAUCUUACUUUGUGAGUCAAGGAAUUGUUAGCUUGUGAAAACAAAAUCUGAUUUUCUAUUCAAGGCUU